AUGGCCGAGACCAACCCCAAGGCUUUCCCCCUCGCCGACGCGGCUCUCACCAACCAGAUCCUCGACUUGGUCCAGCAGGCUUCGCACUACAAGCAGCUCAAGAAGGGUGCUAACGAGGCGACCAAGACCCUCAACCGCGGUAUCUGCGAGUUCAUCGUCAUGACUGCCGACACCGAGCCGAUCGAGAUCCUGCUCCACCUCCCGCUCCUCUGCGAGGACAAGAACGUCCCCUACGUCUUUGUUCCCUCCAAGACCGCCCUCGGCCGUGCUUGCGGCGUCUCGCGCCCCGUCAUCGCUGCGUCGAUCACGACCAACGAGGCUCGCGAGCUCAAGAGCCAGAUUGACACGAUCAAGGGCCAGAUCGAGCGCCUCCUCAUCUAA
This is a messenger RNA of Rhodotorula toruloides NP11, 381 nucleotides long. Its product is annotated as U4/U6 small nuclear ribonucleoprotein SNU13. Lineage: Eukaryota; Fungi; Basidiomycota; Microbotryomycetes; Sporidiobolales; Sporidiobolaceae. The record is from RefSeq and is a predicted model, not a curated record. Bases 1 to 381 code for a protein of 126 amino acids. The transcript is spliced from 7 exons. Gene Ontology annotation, molecular function: RNA binding. Gene Ontology annotation, cellular component: precatalytic spliceosome; box C/D methylation guide snoRNP complex; small-subunit processome. Gene Ontology annotation, biological process: mRNA splicing, via spliceosome; ribosome biogenesis; maturation of SSU-rRNA.